AUUCAAGGCAAGUAAAUGAUGGAUUUGGAAAUUCAAGAAUGUGCAUAGAAUUGUUUCUCGCAAGAUAACAACAUUCAGGACGCGAUCUACGCUUCAAGAUAUUGGUAACCUACAAAAUAUCGCAGAAUCGUUUGUUUUAAACGUAAGAUCUGACAUCCCAGCUAUCGGAGUUGAAGAAAUUUAUAAUGCAGACGAGAGCGGCUUCAACCUUGAAAUACAUUCUGGGCGAACAUUGGCGAAAUCAGGAGUAAAAACAGUUGAAGCGAUGGUUCAAUCGGUAUCUUCUACAACACAUAGCUACACUAUAAUGCCUAUUAUUUCGGCAAGCGGACGUCUUCUUUCACUACUAUAUAUAGUUUUAAAGGAGUCUACAGGAACAUUUGGUCCGAGGGUGCAAGAAACUCUAUUCCGUCCAGUUAACAUUUACAUCCAAGCUUCAAAAUCAGGAAAACUCACGUCUGAACAUUUCAAAACUUGGUUCAGCGAAGUGUAUGUACCAAAUACUGGCCGUAAAAGCAUGCUACUACUCGACUCGUGGACGGGACACUGCCCGAGCCAGCUAGAGCAGUUGAUUCCACAAGACAAAGAAGUAAAAUUUUCAACCAUUCCAAAAAAGACAACGGCCUUUAUUCAGCCUUUAGAUGUGUUUGGAUUCCGGAUUUGGAAAAAUUUCGUGCGAACAUUUUCGGAUAAUGUAAUUCUCCAAGAGAAACAUGUCAAUUUGCACUCACGUAAUGAAAUAAUUAAAUUGCAAUCACUAACUCAUAAUCAGCUUUCUUCGCCCAGAUUCAAAAAUCUUUUCCAAUAUGCUUGGUUUAAAAGCGGAUAUCUAGAAACGCAUCCCGGUGAAUUUCAAAAUCCUGUAGAUUUCUGUUACUUCAGGAAAGAAAAGCAUAUACCUAAAUGUAGUAUUUGUGGGCUGGCCGCUUUUAUGCGCUGUGCAUGGUGUGGCGAGUAUUUCUGUUUUAAACAUUUCUAUGAAGAAUAUUACUACUGUCUCAAUUAUAUUGCGUAAUGUUUAGUGUAUCUGCCGUUUUGUACUAGUACAACUCUUUCAAUAUAUAAUUAAACAAUAAAGCAUGUACAAAAAGCGAAUGCAAAUGUUUUAUGUAUCAGGAUUAAUCAGAAUUAAUUAAAUUAAUUCAUUUAUUCAUUCAAAAUAGAUACGAACCGUCUUGCUUUAAUAAAUGAAAGAUG
Odontomachus brunneus is the source of this 1197-nucleotide messenger RNA. RefSeq lists its product as uncharacterized. NCBI's taxonomy places the organism in Eukaryota, Metazoa, Arthropoda, Insecta, Hymenoptera, Formicidae. The coding region runs from base 266 to 1015 and encodes 249 amino acids. The record is from RefSeq and is a predicted model, not a curated record. Gene Ontology annotation, molecular function: nucleic acid binding. The transcript is spliced from 2 exons.